AUGCAAUCCUGCAUCAAAUCUUUGAUUCAGAAAAUUAAUGCUUCCCUCUCCCAGAUUCCGUCGAAAUCCGAGAAAAUAAAAUUUUCAAAAUCUGGUUUACCGCUAAUUAACAUCUAUAAAUUGGUGCAGUCAUGUGCACUCGACAUUAUUGGUGAAACAUCUUUUGGCAGUUCUUUUAACAUUGUCGAAAAUGACGACCAUCCGUUACCGAGGAAGGCUUACGAAGAUUUAAGGAGACGGGUGUUGCGUCUCUGCUUUCCUUACUUUAAGUUUUUAUUUAAAAAAGAUCCUUAUGCCUAUGAGUUCAUCAAGGAAAUCAUAAGACAACGAAUAUCUUUAAACGCAAAGGGUGAACGUCGUAGCGACAUUUUGCAAAUUGUGAUUGAUCACUACAGCGAUUCAUCCACCAAGGAUACACAAUCGAUGACCGAACCCGAAAUGAUCGAACAACUACUAGAAUUCAUUUUCGCUGGCAGUGAUACGAGUACUUUUACCAUCAGCAUGGUAUUGAUUACAUUGUUGCAACAUCCAGAAAAAUUAGAAUGUCUGCGAGCGGAACUAGACUCGGCAUUCAAAGUUUCACGAAAUAAUGCACCUCGGGUCAACACUGACAAAACCUCGGAUGACACGCCAGAUCCAUUAUUCCCUGAUCAUGAUACUCUGAAGUCUCUCAAAUAUUUAAACGCCGUAAUCGACGAAACCUUGCGUUUAUUCCCUCCGGCGACCUCUGGUCUUUUUCGUCAAACCGUGGACAAGGAGACUCUCAUCUCUGGCUAUGUUAUCCCGGAGAAAACUAUCGUGUGUGCAUCAUUAUACUAUUUUCAGCGAUCAAAAGAGAUUUGGGGUGCGGAUGCUGACGAGUUUGUGCCGGAACGAUGGUUGAAUUCGGAAAAACCGUUAUCGCCGCAGAGCGACGCUUCGUCCACGACGGAUAAGACGAAGUCGUGGAACAUUGAAUCCGCAAGAACAAAUGCCUAUUAUCCAUUUGGUGGCGGUUCAAGAAUUUGCAUCGGAUAUAAUUUCGCGUUGAUGGAGAUUCGAUUAAUGCUCAGCGCGUUGAUAAUGAAUUUUGAGUUCGAGGUGGUUGAGGGUCAGGAUUUGCAGAUGGUUCAAUUAGUGGUGCCCUCUUUAAGGAGUAAGAAAUAUGAUGUUGGAGUGCAAAGGAGAAUUUUGAAGGAAGAAUUAAGAUAG
Acaulospora colombiana is the source of this 1191-nucleotide messenger RNA. Lineage: Eukaryota; Fungi; Glomeromycota; Glomeromycetes; Diversisporales; Acaulosporaceae. The record is from the annotation of a GenBank genome assembly.